CUGUGGAAGCCAGGUUUAAGAAGACAUUGGGCUUGUGGGGGGCUGUGACAGCUGUCAGGCCAUGACUAGGGCAGACCCUUGCCUCAGGACAGUGUGAUGAUGGACCCGACUCUCACAUCAGCAGCAGGCAUGAGCGGAGAUGUCAACUGCACGGGUCAUCUGCUAGCAUUGGGGAUUCCCUCCAUAACCUUCGCGUGGGGACUGUGGGCCCUCUUAGGGGCUGUGACGGUGCUGUUUCUUAUUUCACUGGCUGCACUCUUGUCCCAGUGGGCCACGCGUCGGAGCAGGAGCCAGGAGGGACAGGGACGCUCUGGAGAGUCCGUGGAAGAAAUCCCCCUGUAUGGGAACCUGCACUAUUUACAGACAGGACGACUGUCUCAAGAGCCAAGGCCAGAACAGCAGGACCCAUCCUCUGGAGGCCCGGCCAGGGUGAGUCAGCUGGCCGAAGAAAAGGGGAGGGAAGGAAAUGGGGACCGUUCCCGAGGGUCCAGAGAACAUCUAACAGCCUCGCCUCUCCAGGCUACAGAGGAAGGGAUGUGCUACACUAGCCUGCAGCUGCGACCUGCUCAGGGUCGGAUCCCCAGCUCUGGGACCCCCAUAAAGUACUGUGAGGUGGUGCUGGACUCUGAGCCAAAGGCCCAGGCCCCGGGCCCUGAGCCAGAACUCUAUGCCUCGGUGUGUGCCCAGACACGCCGAGCUCGGGCUUCCUUCCCAGAUCAGGCCUAUGCCAACAGUCAGCCUGCACCCAGCUGAGGAGGACCUGGGACGGUGGGCAUCCAGGGCUCAGCUGCUGGUCAGGGACUCCUGCUGUCCUGGCUAGUUAGUGCAUGCCUAGUUCCCGACUACCCCCAGGACACUGAGCCAUUGCUUAGUGACAGGUGAUGACCUAUCCCGAACUUCCUACGUUUCAAGGCACACAUCUCAGAGUAUGAAGGUUCCUGGCUUCCCGAGGAUGGAGUGCAAAGGCAGAUCCCCCCCCCCCCGCCCCUCCGCCCACAUUUAUCUUUUCUAUGUCCUCCUGUGAGCCCCCAAACCCCCUGCUUCACACUUUUCCCUCCUUCCGGAGUUUAACGGGGUGCCUCAUCUCCCCUUCUCAGCUUAUCAGAUGCCUCAUUGUCUGCUCAGACACAGGAAGUGGGCAGGGAGGAGGAGGUAAGAGCCAGAGAGGAUGUGGGUGGGUACCAUGCAUGGGAGCCCUGAACUGAAGGCUCCUGGAGUCUCGAGCUUGGUUCCUGACCUGAAAACCCUGGACAGAGAAUGACCUCCACUCUGCUGUCUGUGGCGUCCCCUGGCUUUCAAAAACUGUUUUUAUUUGAACCAGAGGCUGCAGGCCUGUGACAGACUCCCAAAGGGUGGGGGUGUGAGCUUUGACAUUGUGCAGAGCAUUUCUGGGCUUGCCUCGCUGGGGAAGGAUUGAAGAGGUAGAUGCUGAGGGUGAAGGAUUGGAGCCCAGCUACUCAGGUGCUAUGCCUGGUUCUAGAACAUUCACAAGACUUAUAUUCAGAGCCAUCCCAUUGCCACUGGGGUCUGAAAGCUCAUCAGCCCUGGACUAUGCUCUCCGUGACUUCUGUAACUGUGACCCCUACCUGCUGGCCUAGCUCCUUCAUCAGUUUCCACAUCCAUUCUCCCGCAUCCCCCCUGAGUGCCACCUAUACCCUUAUUAUGGCAUCAGCUGCCCUGUCUUUGUUCCGUCUGCCAAGUGCCUCUAUUGGUUUCCUUUUCACCCUGUCACCAUAGCAAUGGUCUACUCCACCGUCUCAGUCGUCACCUACAGUCCUGGCAACAAGCUCUGCUUGUCACUACUUGUGUUUAAAACCCCUAUCCAAUAUGCCCUGCCUGCCCACCCAUCCCCUGCUUUAUUCUUAACCUGCACCUCCUGCACUGUAUAGCAUGCCGUGGUAACAGGCAGCUUAGCAACAAGGAUAGAACUGGGGGCUUGGGGGCCAGACUGACGGAGUUCAAGUUCUACACCUUCCACUUAUCGCCUGUGUGGUCUUAAGCAAAUGGGCCUCCAUUUCUGAACCUGUAGGAUGGGGAAGAUAAUCUUGUCAUUUAUUAUUGUUAUUUUUGUGUGUAUGCAUAUCUUCAUGAGGGAGGGUGCAUAUGUGGGGUGUGUGUGUGUGUGUGUGUGUGUGCAUGUGCAUACAUGUGGAGGCCAGAGCUAACCCUGGACGUUACUAGUCAGGCACAGCCUAUCUUGUUAGAUUUAAAUUUUUAAAAACUCACAUUUGUGAUGAUUAUUAUUAGUGGUGGUGUUCGUGGGAGAGGGUGAUGAGGGGACAGUGUGUGCAGAAGUUGGUUCUCUCCUCUUCCUGUAUCGUCGUACCCAGGGAUUGAACUCAGAUCGUCAGCAAACGCCUUUACUCCUCCUCCCAAGCCUCGCUGCCCCAGACAUUUUGUCAGCCCCUUGCUGUGGAACAAUCUUUGUACACUGUAAAUAUGUGUUGCUCUCGUUGUUAAUAAAAAGCUGAAUGGCCGAUAGCUAGGCAGGAUUUUCGGGAUAGAGAGACUACUGGGAAGAAGGGUGGAGUCUCGUGAGUCUCAAGAGACACAGAGAGAAGCAAGAUGAAUGAGUGAUGUUAAAAGAAGAUACAGCCAUGUGGCAGAGGGUAGAUAAGAAAUAUAGGUUAAUUUAAAAUGUAAGAGUUAGCUAGUA
Messenger RNA from Peromyscus maniculatus bairdii (prairie deer mouse), 2656 nucleotides. It is a transcript of the gene Sit1, whose product is annotated as signaling threshold regulating transmembrane adaptor 1. Gene Ontology annotation, cellular component: plasma membrane. Gene Ontology annotation, biological process: signal transduction; T cell homeostasis; regulation of T cell activation. Lineage: Eukaryota; Metazoa; Chordata; Mammalia; Rodentia; Cricetidae. Gene Ontology annotation, molecular function: kinase binding. The record is from RefSeq and is a predicted model, not a curated record.